Messenger RNA from Linum trigynum, 1798 nucleotides. NCBI's taxonomy places the organism in Eukaryota, Viridiplantae, Streptophyta, Magnoliopsida, Malpighiales, Linaceae. The record is from the annotation of a GenBank genome assembly.
UGGGAGAACUACUCCAUGGAGAAAAAAACAAAAGUAGAAUCAGACGCGGAAUUCAUACUGUGAAGGAUGGAUUCCUGCUUCUGGACGUUGAUCGGCACUUCUCCAAGCUCAAACUGGCCUCCAAUGGUGAUGAAGAUCAAGCUAGGGCACUUGGAGACUCUUGUUCGUCGCUUUCUCUCUCUAGGAAUCAUUCUCUCUCUCAAAAACUCGAAUCCCCCCGACUUGUGGCUGAGAAUCUGCUUAAAAGCAGAAAAUCCCGACUCACACGGCCAGGGUGGCACGGCCGUGUGGCUUACCCAGUUUCCCGUGUGAGUCAAAACGCUGUGUUCCAAUUAGUUCGAUCUUCAGGCUUCUCACACGGCCAGGGUCGCACGGCCGUGUGAGAUUUCCAUCUGCCCGUGUUUGCUCUCGGCGAAACUCGCACGGCCAAACUACUCCUUCACACGGCCGUGUGAAUAUCAGGGCAAGCCGUGUUUGCUCUCGCACAAUCUCACACGGCCAAAGUGGUCACUUGCACGGCCGUGUGAGUUGUGGGUGUGCCCGUGUGACCUCCUUUGUGACUUGUCUCGCGCCCGAUCUUCGCCCAAUCGACCCCGAACUCGCUCCUAAACCUUCAUUCACUUGCCAGGACCUGAAAUAUCACAAACAAGCACAACCUAGCGUGAAAUCGGUCUAAAACACGAGAAACCACAUCUCAAACGGUGUAAGAACAGGGGUGAAAACAUGUGUAAUUAACGGUCUAUCAACAGACCUUAUCGUUAGAACCCAAUGAGUAUCCUGGUGGCCUCUCCAUAUAUAUAACUUCCUCUAAAUCACCAUGGAGGAAAGUGUUCUUUACAUCGAAUUGGUACAAAGGCCAAUUAUUCUGAGCUGCCACCGCCAAUAAUGUACGAACUGUUGACAUCUUUGCAACACGGGCAAAUGUUUUCAUUGUAGUCCCUGAGCUACUAGUCGAGCUUUGUGGCAAUCAACUGUACCAUCCGAAUUCAUUUUGAUGGUAUAAACCCACCUGCAACCAAAGAGUGAAGUGGAAGAUGACGAUCUUGGAACAAGAGUCCAAGUAUUUUGUUCAUGAAGUGCAUCAAGUUCCCGCUUCAUUGCUCGUUCCCAAACAGGAUCACCUCUAGCUUGCCAAUAGUGGGUAGCGACAACAAGAGUGUCUAUGCCAUGUGCUAUGUAAUCUUGAAAGUGAGGUGGGGGGGGGGGGGAUACCUUUAGUAGCUCGAAGAGAUUUCUUAACAUUUGGAGCUUCUUUGGCAAGAACCUCUUCAACAGGUGGAGAUGCAUUGUGCGACGUGGACGGAGAGCUGGUGGGACUAGAUGAAGAUGAAGCAUGCCUGGAUGAAGCUGUUUUCUAAACCAAUGAGGGAGUGGAAGGUUGUGAAGACGCACCAUGACUGGUCGAAACAAAUGAAGUAGAGCUUUGUGGAGAUAGAUCAAAUGUGGGAGGAAGAGCGUUGGGGUCUUCGGGAGGAAAAGGAAUGGCAUCACUAUCAUCAUCAUCAUCAAUCAAGGCAACGACUCAUUAGAGGAAGGAAAGACCAAAGGAGAAGAACCAUGUACAUAAUACAUGUGAUGUUCGAAGAAGACAAGAGAUGCAACAAUUCGCAUUCAUUGAAACUUAGGAUCGUAACACAGAUAACCUUUGUGAACAUCACUAUACCGUAGAAAGAAACACCUAGCAGUUUUGGAAGAAAGUUUAUUAUGUUCAUGUUUGGGAAGAGGAACAAAACAUAGACAACCAAAAAUUCUAAGACAGGAGUAAUCAUGAUGACCGGAAUAAAGAUCAAAAUAAGGA